AUGAGAGUACACGCACUCUCGAAAUGUUCGUAUUCGCGGAAGUCAGAUCUUCAGAAGUUUAAAGGUCGUUUUCAAUGGUGGAAGGAUCCGUAUGUGCCCGUUCAUCCCGGUUGUAAUGUAUAUAUUGUUUACAGAGUUUACGUCGCCCCGGUUUCACAUCCUCUGCACAUUGGGCCUGACUUCUCAGUAUUAGGUGGUCGGGAACCCAGAAUUACAAAUUAUCCCGCAUUAAAACGACAGCAAGAACAGGAGGAGCUAGGAAAAAGGAUAGUCACCUUGUUGAAGCAGGUGAAUGAUGCUCAAGAAAUUCACAAUCAAUUUCAAAAAUCGGAAACGAAUUUGGCGAAUGAAAUCAAGAAAUGGACACCCUCAUCCAAGGGGAAUCAGCAGUUUAAUUAG
Messenger RNA from Bursaphelenchus xylophilus (pine wood nematode), 399 nucleotides. The record is from the annotation of a GenBank genome assembly. NCBI's taxonomy places the organism in Eukaryota, Metazoa, Nematoda, Chromadorea, Rhabditida, Aphelenchoididae.